Messenger RNA from Hemiscyllium ocellatum (epaulette shark), 3130 nucleotides. RefSeq names its product SHC SH2-domain binding protein 1 (gene shcbp1). Bases 140 to 2146 code for a protein of 668 amino acids. Lineage: Eukaryota; Metazoa; Chordata; Chondrichthyes; Orectolobiformes; Hemiscylliidae. The transcript has 13 exons. Gene Ontology annotation, biological process: fibroblast growth factor receptor signaling pathway. The record is from RefSeq and is a predicted model, not a curated record.
CUCUUGCUGCCAGUCCGGACAAUUAAGGCAAACAAGCGGCAGAAUUUGAAUUGGGAGCCCGUUGUAACGGCCGGAGGAGAGGCGGGGAUCGGGUCGCCAUCAGCAUCGCCCUCUCGGGGAGACAGGCUCGACACACGGGAUGGUGGAGGCAGCAAUAGUGCCAGCGCUGACGGAUCCGAUGCUGCCCGAGCUGGCGGUGCCCGGAGAAGAUCAAGUGGAAAUUAGAGGCAAUCAUGACAGUCCCAAAAAGGAAAAUCUGUUGCCUCCAGGAGCAACGAAGUUUCCAGAAGUUAUUGAGACAACUCAGCUUACCUAUUAUGAGCGAUACAGGGCCUACCAGGAUUACAUCUUGGGUGAUACUAAACCAUCAGAAGUGAAAGAUUUCAUUGCAGAAUACUUGGAGAAGGUCCUCGAACCAUACGGAUGGCAAGCACUCUGGUCCAAUGAUAUGUUUGAGGUGCUUGUUGAGGUGACUGAUGUGGAGACUUCAAGCCACAAGGCUGUGGUAAAGUUAAGCGAGCCAUUCCUUUAUGAGUCUGAAACCUAUCCUCUUGAUGCAGAAGCAAUGGAAAGUUUUCUUGAGGCAAAAAAGCACUUGGUGCCAUUGCAAGAACUAUACGUGGUGAACGAUGAGUCAGGAGAGUUUGACCAAACUGCUCUUGCCGUCGAGCAUCUUCGAUUUUUCUUUCUUCACAUUUGGAGAAGAUGGGAUGAAGAUGAUGAAGAUGAUUUUGAUUAUUUUGUCAGAUGUUGUGAACCAAGAUUAAAACUGUACUAUGAUAUUCUUGAAGAUCGUGUUCCUGCUGAUCUUGUUGCUGAAUAUAAUCGGCUGUUAACGCAGUGUGAGGAGACUUAUAAAGAAUUUGUAAAAGUGAGAGAAAAUAUAUCUAUUAGUGAUUCAGCGGCAGAAUCUGAACUGAAUAAUGUUUCCAUGGUGGAAGGAGUUAAACUUUGUGAACAAUUGGAGAAGCUUAAAUAUAAACUUCGAAUAAUGGAGGCCCCACUUUAUAGGUAUGUGCUAUGUCAGGAUGGCUAUGGAUUUCCAGCAAAGCAGGCUAAAGGACUUCGUCCUUCAGGUGAAAAUGUUAUUCAUGUAGUUUCAAAUUCUAUGACCAUCACUCUGCUACAAUCUCUGCUGAGGGAGAAACUAAACCCGGACUGUGUUACUCAGGAGCAUGUGCUUAAGUUUCACAGUGAUCCACUUCUAGCAGUAAAUGCCUGCUUUGAAGGAGAUGUUGUUGUUAUCUGUCCUGGCCAUUACUAUGUGAAUGGCUACUUCAGCAUUGCUGAUUCCAUUCGAGUUGAAGGGUAUGGGCUUCCUGAUGACGUUGUACUGGAAAAGGAAGGUAAAGGAGAUACCUUUGUUGCUUGCACCGCCGGUUGUUUAAAAAUAUCCAAUUUGAAACUUAUUCAGCAUGGUGCUACAGAGGGUAUUCUAUGUAUUCGUAAGGGUCAGGUUAUUCUGGAGAAUUGUGUAUUCCAGUGUGACACUACAGGAGUUGUGUUGAGAACCACAGCAAAAUUACACAUGAAAAAUUGUGACCUGUAUGGAGCAAAGGGGGCAGGACUUGAAAUUUAUCCAAGCAGCACAUGUGAGUUGUUUGGAAAUGACAUACAUCACUGCAAGGAGGGAAUACGUAUUAAGAAUUUUAUGGAGGAACUUUAUGAUGUACCAAAAAUAACAAUGAUGAACAAUCUGAUUCAUAACAAUGAAGACUACGGUAUCACAAUGGCCAAAUUUGCCAUACCCUUACCAAAAAAGAAAAUUUCCUCUGCAGUUGCAACACAAACAAGUGAUGCAGAACAAAAACAGAAUCCACAGAACAGCAUCGAUGAAAAUAAUUCAGAGUUAAAUUCUGACUCCUGUGAAAUGCAAAAUGUAUCACCUUUAUUAAUUGAGUGUAGUUCUAACAAAUGUGAACAAGCUGUGGCAUUGAAUCCUUCUGAUGCUGCUGAAUGUGAUGAAGUUAUAACAAAUGAACUAAUUUCUACUUCUGCAACAAAGAGGGAGCAAUCCAGAAGCAGAUUAAAUGAGACGCUAGAUGCUGGGAUGAUUGAUAUGAUGUCACAGGAAAUGUUUCUAUCCAUCGUCAGUAAUCAUUUUAAGAAAAAUGGGAAAGGAAGCUUUGGAAUUGUGUACUCCUAAAUCCAAUGUAAGAUAUAAACCCUUAUGUAUGAAAUACAUUUGUACAUAAUUUUUGAAGCAACUGUAUAACAGCAUUUUUCAUCAGCUUAAAGUUGUGUAUGUAAAAUGGGAAAAUCACAAUGCUUGGCAAAUGAUAGGAAGAAUUGAUGAAAUUUCUUUUUCGAUAAUUCUAUCUUCUAAAGGUGUUCUCACUAGUUGGUGUAUAUAAUCACGUUUGUCAUUCAUCCAACUCUGGACCUGUGUGUUCAAAUGCAUUGCAAUUUUAGCUGAUUUAUUGCCAAUGAAUUGUGUGGUAUUGAUGAUUUAAGAAUACAUUUUCCAUAAACUACAGAAAGAGACUUAAUUUGUUGCAAUUCAAUUAGCUGUAUAAAAUAUAACAUUUAAAUGCAAGAUAUUUUGGGGUUGUGUGUAGUAUUAAUCAUUUUUUCCAUACCAUUAUUUGGAGCUAUUGAUUGUAAAGUAUUAAACUAUUGUGCUUAUUUCAGGAAUCUCUUACUUGGCACUGUUCUGCCUGUUCCUGAUCUUUCCCACCCCCCACCCCAGCCCAUCCGAUUGUCCUGAUAUAAUCAAGCAGUCAAGACUUAAUGAAAUAUUUGCAGAUACAAUCUCUUAUACAUCUUCAUUGAUAUUUCUCCAUUUAUUUGCAUCAUUAUGUACGCUGAACUAUAUUCAUUUCUGGUUUCAUUUCAAUCAGAACAGCUAUCUUCAAUGGAAAAUAAAUAACUCCCCAUUAUAUAUGAAAAUGCUGCUUUAAUGUACUUAAUGCCAACACGCUUUGUUUGUUGAAUUUAAACUUGAUAAUUUCACGAGAUGAAAUCAUGUAACUUUGCAUUAACAUUGAACCUAUAACCGUUUUGCAACAUUUGAAGUUUUUUAUUGAGAAGUAAAGUUGGGAUAAAUGUGCUAAAUAUUUAUGCUAUGUGUAUCUGCAAAUGGACCUUAUUUAAUUUGUAUUGUUAAUACAACUUUAACUUUCUUCAGCAG